Molecule: messenger RNA, 240 nt
Organism: Guillardia theta CCMP2712
Lineage: Eukaryota; Cryptophyceae; Pyrenomonadales; Geminigeraceae
Exons: 5
Coding region: 1-240 (79 amino acids)
Source: RefSeq, a predicted model, not a curated record
AUGGCGAAACCCUGGGAAGAACUUCACAUACAGAUUGAAUCUGACAAAGAGUACAACGACGCCAUCUCGUACAAGGGGUCUAGAAGUUCACGCAGGGUGGUGUGGGCCGUGCACAGCAGCUUGAAGAUUCCAACGCUCAAGAAACUGCAUUGGGACAUGGUGGAGGAGAAGAGUGCAGCUGUUCAGUUUGUCGUGGCGAAUUCGGACAACAUCCAAGCUUUACAAGUUGUGAUUGUGUGA